AUUCUCUCUUAAAUGCAUCGCUGGAAAUAAUGAAUUUCAAUAUAAUUUUUAUUUGUUGUAUUUUACUAUUACGGGUCGUAACAGUAGUGGAGAGUGGUAAGAGAGGUCGUCAAGGACGGUCUCGUGGCCAAGGACCUCGUGGUGUCCUUGUUGGAGGCAAGGACCAGAGCCCAAGAGCUCAAAUUGACCUCCAACACCAGUACCUGGAUGGUCUCCAGGCAGUCGUCCUGAAGCGUCAGGACGAGGGUCCUGACGUAGAAGCAACUCGUGAAGACAGUGCUGACGGAGGUCGUCUUCUUGGAGAGCUAGGUGCUCAGGGAGGUCACCUUCGACAGCACGGUGUUCAGGGAGGUCUUGGAGAGCUAGGUGCUGAGGGAGGUCACCUUCGACAGCACGGUGUUCAGGGAGGUCUCCUUCGACAGCACGGUGCUCAGGGAGGUCACCUUCGACAGCACGGUGUUCAGGGAGGUCUUGGAGAGCUAGGUGCUCAGGGAGGUCACCUUCGACAGCACGGUGUUCAGGGAGGUCUUGGAGAGCUAGGUGCUCAGGGAGAUCACCUUCGACAGCACGGUGUUCAGGGAGGUCUUGGAAAGCUAGGUGCUGAGGGAGGUCACCUUCGACAGCACGGUGUUCAGGGAGGUCUUGGAGAGCUAGGUGAUCAGGGAGGUCACCUUCGACAGCACGGUGUUCAGGGAGGUCUUGGAGAGCUAGGUGCUGAGGGAGGUCACCUUCGACAGCACGGUGUUCAGGGAGGUCUUGGAGAGCUAGGUGCUGAGGGAGGUCACCUUCGACAGUACGGUGUUCAGGGAGGUCACCUUCGACAGCACGGUGUUCAGGGAGGUCACCUUCGACAGCACGGUGUUCAGGGAGGUCACCUUCGACAGCACGGUGUUCAGGGAGGUCACCUUCGACAGCACGGUGUUCAGGGAGGUCACCUUCGACAGCACGGUGUUCAGGGAGGUCACCUUCGACAGCACGAUGAUAAGGACCUCGCUCAUCCUCGACAAGACAGUGUUGAGCUCAGUCAUGGCGCUCUCAAGGAUCAGCUGCAGAAUUUGCAGGUCCUUCUUGAAGAGUCCAGGCGACAGGAACAUCACUCCAGGGAAGUCUACAAGGAGAUGGAGUAUCUCCAUCAGGAGUGCUCUCUUGUUAUACCCGAGGUCGGUGUGCUCUUUCAAAAGGAACACAGUAAAACUGAGGAGCUGAGAGAUCUUGCUGAUGCUAAAGCUCUUGAGCUGGAAGCUUUACAAAACACCCAUAGGAGCCUCAAGCGCGAGCAUGGCAAAGCCAAUGCUAAAGUGAAGGAAUGGGACCAGAAAACGUAUGAUCAAGUCCAGGCUCGUAACCAGGUUGUACACAAACACAAUAUUUUGCAGGAAGAGCUUGAACGACAGGUCAAAGCUCAUAAAGAUCUUGUCAAGUCGUUCAGAAAGGUAAGCAAAGAGAGGAAGGCACUUAGAAAGCACUACGGAAAAAAACUCCGUCGGAACAACAACAGGGUAGAACAGGGUAACAAACACCGGAGUUUGAAUGGCGAAAUGUUGGAACAAGUUAAAGAUUUGGAAAAUAAAUUGGGCGAGAAGCACAGUCAGUAUGAGACGCUCCGAGGUGCUCAUAACGAACUUAAAAAUGAACUUGAAAACCUUCGACGUAUCGUAAAAGAAGGCAAGAAGGAAGGGUUUAAACUGGCCGAGUCUCGCCGCCAAGCUCUUCACCGAUAUAACUCACUUGCCAAGGAACACAAGAAGGAACGCAAAGUCUACGACAAGGCUUCCAGAAAAUACGAAUCACUUCGUCAUGAUAAUUAUAUAAGGGAGGUUAGCCUGGACAACCUACAGGCGAUGUUAGAUGAGAAAGUUCGCGAGGUGGAGGAGCAUCUACAGCGGCUUCAGAACCUGGAAGAAAGGUACAAUGAAAAGAACGAAUUACUCGAUGACCAUCGCGUGCGAGAACACAAAUGGCUUCAGGGAUCCGCGAAGUUCAAGCAAGAAGCCAUUGAUUUGAACAGCCAAUUGAAGCGUUACCAGUCGCUGACUGAGGAGAGAGAAAGAGAACUUGACAGACUACAUACAACACUUACUCAGAAAGAUGAGGAAAUUGAGUUCCUUACCAGAAAGGUGGAAGCUACGAGGCUGUCAGUAGCUGACACUCGGCAAGAACAUAGCGAGUGUCAGCAGCAGUAUGAACAUAUAAACUUGAAGUAUCGUCGCGCACUUAAUCGGAAUGAUUAUCUUAAGUCUUCACCUCACUGAUCGGUUGUUCCAGAGUGUGUGGACUGCUGUUCCAGAGUGUGUGGACUGCUGUUCCAGAGUGUGUGGACUGCUGUUCCAGAGUAUGUGGAUCGCUGUUCCAGAGUGUGUGUGGACCGCUGUUCCAGAGUGUGUGGACCGCUGUUCCAGAGUGUGUGUGGACUGCUGUUCCAGAGUGUGUGGACUGCUGUUCCAGAGUAUGUGGAUCGCUGUUCCAGAGUGUGUGGACUGCUGUUCCAGAGUAUGUGGAUCGCUGUUCCAGAGUGUGUGUGGACCGCUGUUCCAGAGUGUGUGGACCGCUGUUCCAGAGUGUGUGGACCGCUGUUCCAGAGUGUGUGGACCGCUGUUCCAGAGUGUGUGGACCGCUGUUCCAGAGUGUGUGGACCGCUGUUCCAGAGUGUGUGUGGACCGCUGUUCCAGAGUAUGUG
Molecule: messenger RNA, 2677 nt
Organism: Cherax quadricarinatus
Lineage: Eukaryota; Metazoa; Arthropoda; Malacostraca; Decapoda; Parastacidae
Source: RefSeq, a predicted model, not a curated record